Messenger RNA from Ilex paraguariensis (yerba mate), 450 nucleotides. The record is from the annotation of a GenBank genome assembly. Lineage: Eukaryota; Viridiplantae; Streptophyta; Magnoliopsida; Aquifoliales; Aquifoliaceae.
AUGUUGGUUUUAAUUCUACUCAACAGCAAUGGACUCCAUUCAGAUUUAUCAGACAAGUGUAUGCUUUCAGCCCGUGGAAAUGAAUCCAGUAUCACAACAAUCAGACCAGAAGAGGCACACUUUAACCACAGGAAACUUUUGGUACAUGAUACAUGCACAAACAGAGAUAUAAGCAUUUCUCAAAGCAGAUAUUCAUCAUCUGGGAUACCAAAAUUUAUAGUUCAAAUUGUGAACACUUGUGUCUCUGGUUGUGUUCCUUCCAACAUUCACCUUCACUGUGGUUGGUUUGCCUCUGCAAGCAUUGUCAACCCAAGAAUGUUCAAGAGGCUAUCUUACGAUGAUUGCUUAGUGAAUGGAGGAAGGCCUUUGAAGACCAGUCAGAUAAUAAGAUUCACUUACUCAAAUUCUUUCAUGUACUCCAUUGCAUUCAAGUCUGCUAAGUUUUGCUGA